Molecule: messenger RNA, 1809 nt
Organism: Rotaria sp. Silwood1
Lineage: Eukaryota; Metazoa; Rotifera; Eurotatoria; Philodinida; Philodinidae
Source: the annotation of a GenBank genome assembly
AUGAAUAAGUGGUCAACAUCAUUACCAUCGAUUAUCUCAUUAUGUAAUGAUGUGGAAUUUCAAUUUGAUCCUAUGUUUAUGCAACAAACAGGAACAGGAACUACAACAUCAACGUCAUCAUCAAAUAAAAAUUUACUUAGUAGUGCUAGUGGUUCUCUUAGUGAUUUAUCAAUACUUAUUCAAUCUCAACCAUCAUAUAUCAACUAUGAUGAAUAUUUAAAUAAUUAUACUCAACCGUCCAAACUACCUAUUUCGUUAUAUAACACUUCUAUCGAGCAUGAGACAACAAUACAAACAGAUAUAUCACCACAUGAACAGUUUGUAACCGAUGAUGAAUUACUUCAAUCACUGGUUGCUUAUGCCGACAGUUUUAAUUUGGGUUCUUAUAAUUAUUCAACUCAAAAGAAAAGGCCACAAUCAACAACAACAGCAAUAGCGCCAAUUCCAACAAUACAAAAACCUCCAACUCCAAAAAUACAAAACAUGACAAUUCCAAAAAUACAAACAACACCAAUUCCAUCAGUGCAAGCAACAGUAAGACGUAGAACACAAUCGUCAACGGCUCAUUUAACAUCUACGAUUGAAAAUGAUACACUAACACGACACAAAAGUUGUGACGAUAUAUCAAUGGCAUGUUCUAUAACAAGUACUAGUAAACCAAUAACUGUUAUACCACGAGAAGAACUUAUGAUGAAAAAAAAUUUCCCAAAAUUUGUACCAUCUGAAUCUCAUCCACAAUUCUUUUUUGCUACAACAACAGAUGAAAAUAAUAAUAAUUAUAAUAAUGAUAAUAAUAAUUAUAAUUAUAAUAAUGAUAAUAAUAAUAAUAAUAAUUAUAAUAAUAAUAAUAAUACUUUUGAUAGAUAUCAUGAAGAAAAGGCAAUCGAAGAUGGUGCCACAACAACCGAUAUUUCAAAAUUUGAGUGGGGAUUUUCAUCAGAUACAAUGAACGAAUUAAAUAAACCAUCAAGUGAACCAUUUCAUAAUUAUGAAGCAACAACUAAUAUUGGUGAUAUUAAUUUAAAUUAUUUAAAAGAUCUUGAACGUUCUUCUUUCAUGGCUGCUUCAAUGGAUUUUACUCAUGAAUUUCCUACACCAAUUCCACCACCACCACCCGUUAUAAUACGAAAAAAAAGUAAAGAUAUUAUAUUAAAACAACAAGUUGAUAUACAAUUACUUCGUCCACCAACUCCUCCACCACUAGCUCCAAUUAUUAUUCGAGAAGUUCGUCAUAAACCUCCUCUGCCACCUAAACCAAUAAAAAUUCAUCAAAAAUUAGAAGAUACUGGUCAUAUUCAUUUAUCUAGAACACCAUCACCUAUAGUAAUUCGUGAACGUCCACCACUUCCACCAAAAAAGGAAUAUCUAUCCAAACCAACUAUUGUUUAUCGUCAUUUACCAACUCCACCACCUUCAUCACCUUCACCACCAACAGUGAUUGUUGAACGUCUUCGAUCACAUGUCUCAGCUGUUAUACAAAAACCAGCACCUAUUUUAGUUGAAAAAUGGUUACCAUAUCCACCUGAACAAAAGCGACAAAUAAUUUAUGAACGAGCAUCACCAUUACCAAUACGAAAUAAACGUCAGACUAAUGAACAAGCAAAACAAAUUAUUGUCGAAUAUGAUGAUGUUAAUGUUAUUGUUGAUAAAGAUAUAAAACAACGAUCAGAAAUAAAACGUGUUAGACCCGAUCAAUAUGUUCAACAAUAUGGAAGUUCAUUAUAUUCGAAUGAAACUCUUAAUCAAUUAUUAAAUGAUUUCACUUGUUCAUCGCAAGUAUGUCUUAAGGAUAAUCCCAUUCUUUUUUGA